AUGGUAACAGUGAAUACAAUUCAAGAGCUUUGUAGCUUGGAGCUUGCCAGUUUGGUGAAAAGCACUUUCCAGAAAGCUUUGCAGAAUGGACAACUGGUUUUUUCGCCUAGCAAACACGAGCAUUACACUGACCCUCAGACAGGGAUGGAGUGCGAGCUGAUGGUGGUCGAGGGACUUCGCAAACGCCCUAUAAAUAGACCUACGCAGCCUGGAUCUGACGAGAAGAUUUCUAGCGACAAGAUCGAGCAAGUGAAGGCCAAAAAUCCGUUUAUGAAACCGGAGCCAGAAUUGACGGUGAUUGAUACAUUGUUGCAUGACUACAGGCUCAUUUUGAACAAGUUCCCCAACACGGAGGAGCACUUUUUGAUGGUCACGAAAGACUUCAUCCAGCAGGACACUUUGCUGCAGCCAGUAGAAUUGGAGCUGAUGCUCACCAUUUUGAGGAAGCUGAACAACUCGGAUGACAAGUUUUUUGCAUUCUUCAACUCGGGACCUGAGUCAGGAUACUCACAGUUCCAUAAACACAUUCAAUUCAUGAAACUGCCGCCUGGUUUCCAUGUCUAUCAAAAUUCGCUAGUUGAAAACAGCGAUUUUUAUAUUCCCACAGAGACGUCGGAGUCCAAGAAACCGCUUGUGAACAAGAACUUGACGUUCAAGCACUUCGUGCUCAAACUGCCAAAGACUUUUGCAUCCGAGGAGGAGCAACAGUCCACACUUGCUCUAAUGUACAUGUAUUUAUUCAAGCGCGUGUUGAACGUUUUCAGAGAGUAUGAGGUGGAUUCAAGCAAGUUGAGCUAUAACUUUCUAAUGAUGGAUAAUUGGAUGAUGAUCAUACCUAGACGCAAUGCCUUUUUUGACGGCAUAUGGCAAAAUAGUCUUGGAUUUAUGGGUCUUUUCACGACCAAGGACGAAACGGUUAAGUCCAAAAUUCUUCAUCACGGCGCUGGGACUAUCCUGCGUGAAUGCGGAUUCGAAUUGGAUCCUACUGAUGACAGCCAUAAAUAUGAUGAGUACAGUUACUAG
Ogataea parapolymorpha DL-1 is the source of this 1023-nucleotide messenger RNA. RefSeq names its product Diadenosine 5',5''-P1,P4-tetraphosphate phosphorylase II (AP4A phosphorylase). The coding region runs from base 1 to 1023 and encodes 340 amino acids. Gene Ontology annotation, biological process: nucleotide metabolic process. Gene Ontology annotation, molecular function: ATP binding; ATP:ADP adenylyltransferase activity. The record is from RefSeq and is a predicted model, not a curated record. NCBI's taxonomy places the organism in Eukaryota, Fungi, Ascomycota, Pichiomycetes, Pichiales, Pichiaceae. The transcript has a single exon.